AAUAACAUUUAUAAUAAAAUAAGACGACAUGGAUCGUGCAUACAAUUCGGGAUACGUACUCAUAACGUUUAUGGUUAUGGUUAUGGUUACGGCCGCGGCUGGUCAGUUGCCUCGGCCACGGGUCGGGUUCUACUUGUCGAGCUGCCCGAACGUUGAGUCCAUAGUGCGUUCAGUGGUCCGGUCUCACCUGCAAUCGGACCGUCGGAUCGCACCGGGGAUAUUGCGUAUGCAUUUCCACGACUGCUUCGUCCGCGGCUGUGACGGCUCGGUCCUCAUCGCCGGUUCGAACUCCGAGAGAACAGCCGUGCCGAACCUCUCGUUGAGAGGGUUCGAAGUGAUAGACGACGCCAAGACUCAGCUCGAGGCAUCUUGUCCGAACACUGUCUCUUGUGCUGACAUCCUCGCCCUCGCUGCUCGUGACGUCGUCUUAUUGACCGGGGGGACAACGUGGGCGGUGCCACUGGGACGACUGGACGGGAGAAUCUCGCAGGCGUCGGACGUGAACUUGCCUGCCCCAUCCGACCCCGUCCCGGUUCAGAAGCAGGACUUCGCUGCUAAAAAUCUCAACACUCAAGAUCUCGUCACCCUCGUCGGCGGACACACACUAGGAACAGCAGGGUGCGGUGUGUUCAGGAACAGGUUCUUCAACUUCAACAACACCGGCAGCCCCGACCCAGCCAUCAACCCGACCUUCGUUCCACAGAUACAAUCUCAGUGUCCCCUCAACGGCGAUGCGACCGUGCGAGUGCCUCUCGACACUGGAAGCGUCGACAGAUUCGACACCUCCUUCUUACAGAACCUGAGGUCUGGCCGAGGAGUCUUAUUCUCGGACCAGGCCCUUUGGUCCGACCCCGAGACCCGAGCAAUCGUCGAGCGUUUCUUGGGUCUACGGCUACCGAUCCUUCUGUUCGGGCCGGAGUUCGGGAGGUCCAUGACCAAGAUGAGUCUCGUCGAGGUUAAGACGGGUUCUGACGGUGAAAUUCGUAGGGUUUGCUCCGCGGUUAAUUAGUGAUCGAGGGUCAAAGACUCCUUUUUAAGCGUGGGUUACGGUUAAGUGUAUAAUUAAGUUGCUUCGUGUGAAAUAAAAUGUCGGAAUCAGACAAUAAUCUGUGCACAGAGCUUGCAAUAAUUGUACUUGGUUUUGUU
This is a messenger RNA of Tarenaya hassleriana, 1146 nucleotides long. Its product is annotated as peroxidase 69-like. NCBI's taxonomy places the organism in Eukaryota, Viridiplantae, Streptophyta, Magnoliopsida, Brassicales, Cleomaceae. Gene Ontology annotation, biological process: hydrogen peroxide catabolic process; response to oxidative stress. The record is from RefSeq and is a predicted model, not a curated record. Gene Ontology annotation, molecular function: peroxidase activity; heme binding. The coding region runs from base 29 to 1009 and encodes 326 amino acids. The transcript has 3 exons. Gene Ontology annotation, cellular component: plant-type cell wall; plasmodesma.